AUGAUCCUGAAGAAGAUGCAAACAAAGCACUACAAUGGCUUUAGAUUUGAGGUCUGCUGGUUAAACUGCAAUGGCUUCAUGGAUGUGGUUAAAAAAGCUUGGGAGAAAGCUGCCCAAACAAAUGACCCGGCCCGUAAGCUGCAUAUCAAGCUUUCAAGAACUGCCUCUGCCUUAAGAAAAUGGUAUAAAAAUCUUCAAAAAGAAGCUGCCUUCCAGGAAGAUAUUGCAAACGAGGUCAUAUUCCAACUCGACCUUGCGCAAGAAGAAAGAGAGCUUACCCCAGAUGAGAGAUUGCUGCGACAAUUUCUUAAGGCUAGACUACUUGGUAUCGCUGCUUUUGAAAGAAGAGCAAGAUUAGAUUGGAUAAAAUCCGGCGAUGCUAAUACAAGAUUUUUCCAUCUCAGAGCAAAUGGGCUUCGAAGAAAAAAUCACAUUCCUUCUUUGGUAUCUGCUGAUGGCGCAGAAGUGACUGAUCAUGCAGCCAAGGCCAACAUUUUGCAUAAACACUUUGUUAAUCUGCUCGGAAAAACUUCUCAAAGGCAGAACAGGCUGAAUUGGGAUGCUUUGGGCAUCCAGCUUGUGAAUCUUUCCCACCUAGAUGCUCCCUUCUCUCUUGAUGAGCUCAAGGAGGCUGUGUUUGGACUGCAUUCUGAAAAGGCUCCGGGCCCGGAUGGCUUCACAGGGAUUUUCUACAAAAGAUGUUGGGAGAUAAUCCGUGAGGACCUGCUUUCUGCUCUCAAUUCUCUCUUUGUAACGCUGCCUCGCAACUGGAACUUAUUAAACACGGCCAAUAUCACUCUCAUUCCGAAAAAAGAUGUUGUCAGCUCUGCUACUGAUUACAGGCCAUUAAGCCUCAUGCACAGCUUUGCAAAACUAGUAGGAAAGUUGAUGGCUUCGAGGCUAGCGCCUGAGCUAUGCUUCAAGCUAGAGGAUGGCCUCAUCAAGACAAAUGCUGCUUAUGUGACCAGUUGCCGGAAAAUGUUGAUCACUUAUUUCUGGAAUGCUCUUACUCCAAAGAAGUUUGGCAUGGGCUAUCUUUCACUUAUUCCGAUGCUGCUGAUAUUGCCACAAGAUCCAAUACAGUUUCUGGUUGGUGGAAAAAGAUCGUGA
Molecule: messenger RNA, 1110 nt
Organism: Lolium perenne
Lineage: Eukaryota; Viridiplantae; Streptophyta; Magnoliopsida; Poales; Poaceae
Source: RefSeq, a predicted model, not a curated record